CAGCUCUGUCCCAAGUUAGCAGCGGCGGCCACUGCAGCAGUAGCAAGCAGUAGCAGCAGCAGCAAGCGCAAGGCAAGCCUUGUCAACGUCAACGCCGGCCUCAAACGUCAACCAUCACCUCAAACCCACGCCCGUAUCCUCCUUCUCCUUCUCCUUCUUCUUGUCCAUCGCCCCGUGUAUCACCACCGUCUAGAGCCCCCAACACACCACACCUUGAUUCUGGAAACCGACCGACAUUUCUUUGUCGUCUCUCGAUCUCUACCCACAACCGCAAUAUGGAUACCCUUGUCGCCCGAUACAGUCGCCCGGCUGCCUUCUUAGCAGAGACCCAUGUCGACGACCAGCACGAUGAGCUCCACGAUGAUAGCACCGCCACCCUGUCUCUGAAGUUUGCCAUGCCCCCCAUAGCACAACCCUCGGCUUGGCUCCGCGCCGCAACGGAUGACCAUUCCAACCCGCAAUGUCCCAUCAAGAUCGCUCACGGUACCACAACUCUAGCCUUCCGCUUCCAGGGCGGUAUCAUCGUCGCCACGGAUUCCCGAGCCACAGCCGGCAACUGGAUCGCCUCGCAGACCGUCAAGAAGGUCAUCGAAAUCAACGACAAGAUGCUGGGCACCAUGGCCGGAGGCGCCGCCGACUGUCAAUACUGGCUCGCAUGGCUGGGCAUGCAGUGCCGUCUGCACGAGCUCCGACACAAGCGCCGCAUCUCGGUCGCCGCCGCCUCCAAGAUCCUCGCCAACCUCGUCUACCAGUACAAGGGCCAGGGCCUGUCCAUGGGCACCAUGUGCGCCGGUGUCACCAAGGAGGAGGGCCCCGCCUUGUACUACAUCGACAGCGACGGCACAAGGCUCGCUGGCAACCUGUUCUGUGUCGGUUCCGGUCAGACCUUCGCCUACGGUGUGCUCGACGCCGAGUACAGGUACGAUCUUACCGACGAGGAGGCUCUGGCUCUGGGCAGCAGAAGUAUCCUGGCCGCCACCCACCGAGAUGCUUACUCCGGUGGUUUCAUCAACUUGUAUCACGUCAAGGAGGCAGGCUGGGAGAAGCACGGUUUCAGCGACACCAACCCCAUAUUCUGGAAGACGAAGCUGGAGAGCGGCGAGUUCUCCAACGUCACAGCCGACUUCGUGGGUGACCGAGUGUAGGAUGCUGACUAGGUCACUUGGAAGGACACCUUGACACUCAGAUGUAGACAAGGCAUGCCCUACACCCAGGAAGGACUGCAGGCUAUCUGGAAUGUUUUGAUGCGUAUUCCGUGGUCUCCCCGAGGCCCAUUCAACUCGCCCGUGAUAGAACACUUGGAAGCUCUGGGAUAGAUGGAUCCUAGACCUAGACAUAAUUCUCUACACCAAACUCAAGCACAGCCUGGCUCCGACUCCGAUUCAGAGGGGGCUUUACACUCCGAACAUGCAUUGGAAUCAGAAAAGGCGUCACAGUCGGGCAGGCCAUCACAUUCGGGCGAUCCGGGGGAAAGAGUAAGACCAUGUAAAUGUACAACCAAGG
This is a messenger RNA of Truncatella angustata, 1503 nucleotides long. Its product is annotated as nucleophile aminohydrolase. NCBI's taxonomy places the organism in Eukaryota, Fungi, Ascomycota, Sordariomycetes, Amphisphaeriales, Sporocadaceae. The record is from RefSeq and is a predicted model, not a curated record. The coding region runs from base 276 to 1145 and encodes 289 amino acids. Gene Ontology annotation, molecular function: threonine-type endopeptidase activity. Gene Ontology annotation, cellular component: proteasome core complex. The transcript has 2 exons.